Molecule: messenger RNA, 585 nt
Organism: Candidozyma haemuli
Lineage: Eukaryota; Fungi; Ascomycota; Pichiomycetes; Serinales; Metschnikowiaceae
Gene: RPL18
Product: 60S ribosomal protein eL18
Exons: 2
Coding region: 1-585 (194 amino acids)
Biological process (GO): translation
Cellular component (GO): ribosome; cytosolic large ribosomal subunit
Molecular function (GO): RNA binding; structural constituent of ribosome
Source: RefSeq, a predicted model, not a curated record
AUGGGUAAAGAUCACGUCACCAAGCAGCACGUCAAGAGAUCCCAGAGAUCCGCUCCAAAGUCUGACAACGCCUACUUGAAGGUUUUGGUCAAGUUGUACACUUACCUUGCUCGUAUCUUUUAUACUAACAUUUCAGGUCGUACCGACGCUCCAUUCAACAAGGUUGUCUUGAGAUCUUUGUUCUUGUCUAAGAUCAACAGACCACCAGUGUCUCUUUCCAGAGUCAACAACACCUUGAAGCAGAAGGGUGCUGCUGACAAGACCGUUGUCGUUGUUGGUACCGUCACCGAUGACGUCAGAUUGUUGGAGGUUCCAAAGGCCACCGUUGCCGCUUUGAGAUUCACCGCCUCUGCCAAGGCUAGAAUCGUCAAGGCUGGUGGUGAGGCUAUCACCUUGGACCAGUUGGCUGUCAGAGCUCCAAAGGGCCAGAACACCGUCCUCCUCAGAGGUCCAAGAAACGCCAGAGAGGCCGUCAGACACUUCGGUUUCGGUCCUCACAAGAACAAGGCUCCAAGAAUCCAGUCUAAGGGUAGAAAGUUCGAGAGAGCCAGAGGUAGAAGAAGAUCUAGAGGUUUCAAGGUCUAA